UGAAAUCACAUCUCUAGUAGAUCAAUAGAGGAAGUCCUCCUGUGCCACGCAAAGCCUGAUGGUUCCCUAUAUUUCUGAAAGGAGUGUCCUGAGCUGACAGAGGAGAAAAACUGCUAAGUCCUGAAGUUUCCAGUCUAAAGGAGCUUUUGAGCAAGAAAUCGUCGUGUGGAUGGUGUCGUCUGGAUCCUAGAUCCCACUGUCACUCUUAUCAUGAAUGUUUGUGAAAUCCCACCAGAAAAUAAGAUGUCUCUUCCAAAAAUCCAGAUUGAAGAAAUGCUGGACAGUGUGGAUUACGAGACUGGAGAUGGGCCUCCUUCUGAUGACCACCUGAGGAAUCUGAAAGCUCUGACAGAAAAACUGAGGCUGGAGACGAGGAGGCCUUCUUAUUUGGAGUGGAAGGCCAAACUGGAAGAGCUGACAUGGAGGAGCCGCCCCCAGCCCCCUGAGGAAGCUGAGGAAAGCCAAGGCAGGAAGCAGCCGGAGGAAAGUGUGCCUACUCGAGAGGUGCAGGUACAUAUCAAUGGGACUUCUUCCAAAGAGCAGGUGAUGCUCGCUUCAAGAAAAAUCGGUGGCUUUGAGAACAUUGACGAAGCUUUAAAUUGGCUAAGGAAAGAACUGAUGGAAAUGCGUCUCCAGGACCAGCAGCUGGCUCGGCAGCUCAUGCGCCUGCGCAGUGAUAUCAAUAAGCUCAAGAUCGAGCAGACGUGCCACCUCCACCGGCGUAUGUUGAACGAUGCCACCUACGAGCUGGAGGAGAGGGAUGAGCUCUCUGACCUCCUCUGUGACUUCCCACUCACGUCCUCCUUCAGCCUCUCCACCCCGCUCAAGCUCAUUGGCGUGACAAAGAUGAACAUCAACUCCCGGAGGUUCUCACUUUGUUAGAGGGGGGGGGGUGGCGUGCAAG
Molecule: messenger RNA, 904 nt
Organism: Gekko japonicus
Lineage: Eukaryota; Metazoa; Chordata; Lepidosauria; Squamata; Gekkonidae
Gene: FAM167A
Product: family with sequence similarity 167 member A
Exons: 3
Coding region: 211-882 (223 amino acids)
Source: RefSeq, a predicted model, not a curated record